Messenger RNA from Verticillium alfalfae VaMs.102, 477 nucleotides. RefSeq lists its product with no specific name. The record is from RefSeq and is a predicted model, not a curated record. The transcript is spliced from 3 exons. NCBI's taxonomy places the organism in Eukaryota, Fungi, Ascomycota, Sordariomycetes, Glomerellales, Plectosphaerellaceae. Bases 1 to 477 code for a protein of 158 amino acids.
AUGUCUGCCACCGACUCCGGCAACCUCAGUCCUCCCGAUCCGAAGCGCCGGCGUACCCGGAAGCCCGCCAAGCAGAACGGCAAGAUGGAGGACGACUUCGCCGAGCCCUACAACAUGGAUAUGGAAAGCGGCAGAAAGCGUCUCGAGGAGAUCAAUGCCAAGUUCACAGCCGCCCGUGACCGCCUCCUAGCCGACUACGAGGCCGAGCAGCGCGACCUCUCGGAUACGCUCCUCAAGGCCCUCGAGAAGCAGAUGAGCAUCCAGCACUCGAUCCACGUCCUCGCCGAGGCGGCGCAGGACCGGCUCGACGCCGAGGAGCGCAUCCAGGCGCACGUCGACGGCGCCCAGGCGCGCUUCGAGCGCCUUGAGACGCUGCUGCGCGUGGUCGUCCAGGGACGCAUCGAGGAAGCCGAGGCCGCGCUGCUCGAGGCCGGCGGUCUUGUCAAGGCGGAGGGUCUCGGCGUCAAGCAUGAGUAG